This is a messenger RNA of Acanthosepion pharaonis, 678 nucleotides long. NCBI's taxonomy places the organism in Eukaryota, Metazoa, Mollusca, Cephalopoda, Sepiida, Sepiidae. The record is from the annotation of a GenBank genome assembly.
AUGUCCCUGCAAAAUCUAAGAAGAUUUGAACUUACCAUUCUUGUCCUUGUACACCAUACCAAGCCGGUCACUUCAUUCAUAAUAACCAGUUUUCUGAUCCAUUGCUUUUUAUCAUUGCUGUUUGUUCCAUUCAUUUCGGGCUGCACCUUUUCAGUACAUCGGAACUGCUGCUUAGUUUCACCAUACUGUAUUGCUGAUCCAUUCCAUUGUGUCCUUGCUCUAUUGCGCUAUUCUUUCUUGGUUGCACCAUUCCGAUCAUGCUCUGUUGCUGAUCCAAUCCAUUGUGCUCUUGUCGUGUUUCUCUAUUCCAUUCUUGGUUGCACCAUUCCAUAUCUUGAUUGCUGCAGCAUUCCAUUCUGUCCAUCCUCUGUUGCUGCUCGUUUCCCUUGUGUAGUUGCUGUAUCCAUUCUUGGCUGCACCAUCCCAUUCAGUCCAUGCUCUGUUCCUUCUUGUCGUCACCAUUCCAUAUCUGGGUUGCUGCAUCAUUCCACACUGAGGUUGCUGCUGCAUUCCAUUAAGUUCCUGCUCGGUUGCCCUAUUCUUUCUUGGCUGCACCAUACCAUAACUGGGUUGCUGCACCAUUCCAUAACUGGGUUGCUGCACCAUUCCAUUCAGUCCAUGCUCUGUUCAUUCUUUGCUCUGCCAUUCCAUAUUUGUGUUGUUGCAUCAUUCCAUUAA